CUGUUUCAGCUGCACGCAGUGCCCUAGGUGGUGGUGGUGGUGAUCAGGGUGCUGGCUUCCAUAGAGCUUUGAUCAGAACCCUGUUACAGGUCCCAGGUCGGUAUUUACAGUGUUGUGUGUAUGGGGGGAGGACACUUCCCUGUGGCUCCCAGUGACGUGUAAGUUGACUUCUCUCUCGGCUGUGUUCCUCUGACUGGGUCUGGCAUGGUGAUUGCCAAAAUAUUGUCAAAGUGAUGUCCAAUCAAAGGGAAUCUCUGCUAAAAAGCCUCUGUGCCACCAUACACAAUGCCUAGUGUAUCUCACUGAGAUUGUGGAUGCUUAAUUUUCACACUUAGCUGCGCAGCAGGCCUGAAAGUCUAACCUCUGCAGAGGUCUCUAGACACAAGACCUGAUUCUGAGAGAUGUUGAGCACCCACACUGCUAGGCUUUAAAAUCUGCCUGUCUUGCUUUUGAUGUAGUUCAUAACCCAGUUGUUUAAGAAGGCAUACCUCUGAUGUAAAUCAAAUUGUACUAAGGGUGUCUGGUCUCUUCCUCUGAGGGGCUCAAUGCUGCACUACUUUGUCAGAAUCCAGGGCCUUCACCCUUGCAGGACUGCUGCUGCGAGCCCCGUAUGGAACUUGUCUACAUUAGACUGAGCAGGAUGAAUUGGUGACACUAUUGGCUUUGCCAUUCACAGCAAAAGAUCGCUAGUGUUAUUUUAAGCGAAGACUAAGAUACUGUUCUGCUCCUUGUGAACACUGCAGAGGAAUCAUCCAGCCCAAGGGACAGAUAUUCGUUCACAUCUCAAUAAGGACUGCUCUAGCCAAGCCCUGGCACUAAUGGAUCUGAAGAGAGCCCCAUCCCCCUUAGACAGCAGUCCCAUGUCCCCUUCCCCUCUUAGAUGGGGUAGAAACCAGUACUGGACCUUGCUGAAGGUGUUUCAUAUUGAUGUUGUGAUGGACAAUGGUGCUGUUCAGUAGGAGGCAGCCUCAUUUUGGUGGUUUACAACAGUGUCCCUGUUGUACCUCACUGCAUGCCAAACCUCUUCAUUAACGGACUGUUAUGGCUCUGUAUUUCUUAGUGGCAAACACGUGGAUGGCAGGAAUGGGGUGAUAAGGCUAAAAAGGGCUAUACAGCACAAGUCUGACUUUCUGUAUUUCAGCAUGUUCUUAAGCAAAUCACUGUGACAGGGUCCAGCAACACAUGGGCUGUCUCUCGUCGUCGUUUUUUUUAAAUUACCACAAUCACACAGUUUGAGAGAUGGAAACCUGUUGAAUAUUAAACAAAUCAGGCCCCAAAGGAAUAUUUGUUAGUAAAUGACUUUUAAAAAGAUCUAGACCUUCUCAGGAGGCUGGGGAGGAGGCAGUUUGUUUCCUUGAAAAAAAUGUAGCUGACGCUAGUGCUAGACAUGUCCUAGCACAAUCCAUUUUACGUGCGUUGCAGACAUGCCUGCUUGCUGUAUCUGCACCCACCGCAGCUCCACAGCCAGUAGCAGCAGGGGGGAAGGUUGGCACAGACCAGCCCCCUUGUCACCUACUCAGAGCCGGUUUAGGCUAUAUGGUGGUAGAAACAGCUGCAGGCAAACCCCAGUAGCUCUCUGGUAUGCUAAACAAGCAGUGUAUUUCCCCCCAAAGGCCUCAAGUAGAGAAGAGUUCUGAAAUACUAAGCUGUAGCCCAAAGGGCAGCAGGCAGCUGAUGUCACAAUCAGUGAGGUCAGUGGCAUGAAAGUUCCAAAAUUACCCCUGGUAUUUCUCAGCUUGCCAUGGCUUCUGCCAGCACUGUCAAAGGGAAUCCACAUCCGUGACAAAAGGAAAGGAAAUGUCAGUCAAAGGAAGCACCAGUUCUGUAGCAGUAGCAACAAUCCAGGAAGGUCCUGCAAAACGGGCAGUACUGGUUCGGGCCAGUAAAAAGCCUAAAGAAGAUAGCGCAUCAUCAACUCAGGGAAGCCCCAAGAUUGUGAAGGAGACUAGAGCAGUGAUCAUAGACAUUGGCACAGGUUACUGUAAGUGUGGAUUUGCUGGAGAGCCUCGUCCCUCCCAUGUUAUUUCAUCUACAGUGGGCAAGCAUUUCCAGGAGACUGCUAAAACUGGGGACAAUCGCAAAGAAAGCUUUGUUGGAAAAGAACUUCAGGAUGUGAAAAUACCCCUAAAACUGGUCAACCCCUUGAGACAUGGCAUAGUGGUUGACUGGGAUUGUGUCCAAGACAUUUGGGAAUACAUUUUCCACAAAGAGAUGAAGAUUCAGCCAGAGGAGCAUGCGGUGCUGGUAUCAGACCCUCCACUGAGUCCUACCACCAACAGGGAGAAAUAUGCUGAGAUGCUGUUUGAAACGUUCUGCACUCCUGCCAUGCAUAUCGCCUACCAGUCCAGAUUAUCUAUGUAUUCAUAUGGAAAGACCUCUGCUCUUGUGGUAGAAAGUGGCCAUGGCGUUUCAUAUGUGGUCCCUAUCUACGAAGGUUAUACUAUGCCAAGCAUUACUGGACGCGUAGACUAUGCUGGAUCAGACCUUACCCAGUACCUCAUGAAGUUAUUAAAUGAGGCGGGGAAAACAUUUACUGGGGAACAACUAAGUGUGAUAGAAGACAUCAAGGAAAAGUGUUGUUAUACGUCUCUGGACCUUCAGCAUGACAUGAGUUUGCCUCUCCGGAAACAGCAGGUUGAUUACGAACUUCCAGAUGGGCACCUAAUUCCCAUUGGCAAAGAGAGAUUCCUGUGUGCUGAAAUGCUCUUUAAACCAUCCUUGAUAGGAUCACAGCAGCCAGCGCUUCCACUGCUGACAAUGACCUGCCUCAGUAAAUGUGAUGUUGAUCUCAAGAAGAAGCUGAUGGGCAAUAUCUUGCUGUGUGGAGGUUGUACCAUGCUGAGGGGUUUCCCUGACCGCUUCCAGAGCGACCUGACCAAGAUGUGCCCCAAUGAUAAUCCCAUUGCAGCAGCAUCCCCUGACAGAAAGUCUUCUGUCUGGACUGGAGGGUCAAUUUUGGCAUCACUCAAGGCCUUUCAGCAGCUCUGGGUUUACAGAAGAGAAUAUGAAGAACAGGGUCCUUUCUUCAUCUACAGGAAAUGCUUUUGAGUACAGAGUGGACAGGAUUGAGCUUAAAAUCAAUACUGCCACCCAGAGGGGACUGUAGAUGUCUGAGAACCUCUGUUUCUUUCUCAGAUACUGGUAACAAACCAAGCUGCUAAACUGAAGUUUGGAUCUGUGUUCCACUGUGGCUGUAUUAAAUGUUCAUAGCAUUCUGUGUUGUACAUUAACAGCUUUUAUCUCACUGUUUCAUAAGAAUUUUCACAGUAGCCUAUUUGACUGUAAAAGGGAUAGAGCAGCUGGUUCAGACCCAUUGUCUAUUGCAGUGGUUUUCAGCCUGUGGUCCGGGGACACAGACUGUCUAAGAUUUUCAAAGGGCUCCCCACCUCCAUUUGAAUUUUUUUAUGGAUCUGCAAAUGAAAAAAGGUUAAAGCCCUGAUUAAGUGAUAUAGAAAAACAGCACCACUUUCAGUAUCUACAGUGAGUCCGCUGCUGACCACCAGCUAUGGUCGCAAUGAAAUUUUUCUAAUAGGUUACCCCUUAGUGCCCAAAAUGGGUCUGGGCUUGUAGACUAGAGUUUCAAAUUCACUGAACGUGUAGGUCCAUGGGUCCACUCUAGGUGUGCUAACCAGGUCUCCAGCAAUCACCUGGCUCUGGGCAGGGACCUUUGUCCUACUCUUUUUUGGGGGGGCGGAGAGGCUUAAGGGUGCUCAGCCCCUGCCUUAUGUUGUGAUAUCCUCAACAAA
Molecule: messenger RNA, 3746 nt
Organism: Gopherus evgoodei (Goodes thornscrub tortoise)
Lineage: Eukaryota; Metazoa; Chordata; Testudines; Testudinidae
Product: actin-like protein 7A
Exons: 1
Coding region: 1798-3048 (416 amino acids)
Cellular component (GO): nucleus; cytoplasm
Source: RefSeq, a predicted model, not a curated record